Molecule: messenger RNA, 2372 nt
Organism: Miniopterus natalensis
Lineage: Eukaryota; Metazoa; Chordata; Mammalia; Chiroptera; Miniopteridae
Source: RefSeq, a predicted model, not a curated record
CGGUCCCCUCGCCCCUACCUGCGAGUCAGGAGCCGAGCCCACCCGCAGCCGCUGCCGAGCUCUUGGCAGCCUUUAGCCCCGGAGAAGGCCGGUUUGCCUGGCACCUGGGAGGACGUCUCCAGGGGGCGGCUCUGGCCAGAGAGGGACCCAUUAAGCGACUGAAGUUCAGACGGAGGGUGGGGGGUCGUGUCGCCGGCAGCUUUCCCGAACGUCUGCCGCCGACCUGUGCGCCUGAGUCUUGGCACCUGGGUGCGAGGCCGCCUAUGGCGGGAGCUUAGAGUUGGCAGCCGGCAGGGCAGCGGGGUAACUUGGCUGACAAGAACCAUUCAGGGCCGCGAGCCAGCCGCCUAAUGGGAGUGCCCUCCCUCACACCCAUCCCAGCAAAGAAACACCGCCUUAGGGAGCCCGCGGGCCUGCGGCGGCCAGCUUUUCCCAGGAUGUGGACACAGGCCACAGGCCGAAAUGAAUGAGGCCUCGUAACCUUCAGAUGACUUAAGAAACAAUUGAAGUCUUAGCAACUGCUAACCCCCUUCUUUUCCUCCUUUCCAGUCGGCACCUAUGGAGUGAGGGAGCUGGAGGCAGGGAAGCAACACGGUUCCCUUCAAGCUUUUGUCCUUUCCAGAAACUGGAAGGAGUGGGGGAGGCCUGUGAUGGGUGGACUUCUCCCUUCAGGUCUUCAGACAGGGCAGUCCACUUUUUUUUGCCUGUCCCCACAGCUCUUCCUGCAGACUCUUUUUUCCUGAGGAUCCUAUUAAGAUUGUCCGGGGCCAAGGGCAGUACAUGUAUGAUGAACAAGGGGCAGAAUACAUCGAUUGCAUCAACAAUGUGGCUCACGUUGGGCACUGCCACCCUCUCGUGGUCCAAGCAGCACAUGAACAGAACCAAGUACUCAACACCAACAGCCGAUACCUGCAUGACAACAUCGUGGAUUUCGCACAAAGGCUGUCAGAGACCCUGCCAGAGAAGCUGUGUGUGUUUUAUUUCCUGAAUUCUGGGUCGGAGGCCAAUGACCUAGCCCUGAGGCUAGCCCGCCAGUACACAGGACACUGGGAUGUGGUGGUAUUAGACCACGCUUAUCACGGUCACCUGAGCUCCCUGAUUGACAUCAGCCCCUACAAGUUCCGGAACCUGGAUGGCCAGAAGGAGUGGGUCCAUGUGGCACCUCUCCCAGACAUAUACCGGGGCCUCUACCGGGAGAACCAUCCCGAUCCCGCUGAAGCCUAUGCCAGUGAGGUGAAACGUGUGGUCAGCAGUGCACAGGAGCAGGGCAGGCAGAUUGCCGCAUUCUUCGCUGAGUCCCUGCCCAGUGUGGGAGGGCAGAUCAUUCCCCCUGCUGGCUACUUCCCAAAAGUGGCAGAGCACAUCCACAGGGCUGGAGGGGUCUUUGUCGCAGACGAGAUUCAAGUGGGCUUUGGCCGAGUAGGCAAGCACUUCUGGGCCUUCCAGCUGCAGGGGGAAGACUUUGUCCCUGACAUUGUCACCAUGGGCAAGUCCAUUGGCAAUGGCCACCCUGUAGCCUGCGUGGCCACAACCCAAGCUGUGGUGAAGGCAUUUGAAGCCACCGGUGUCGAGUACUUCAAUACGUUUGCAGGCAGCCCAGUGUCCUGUGCAGUGGGGCUGGCCGUCCUUGACGUCUUAGAGAAGGAGCAGCUGCAGGCUCACGCAGCCUGUGUGGGCAGCUUCCUGAUGGAGCUCCUCGGGCAACAGAAAGCCAAACAUCCCAUCAUCGGGGACAUCAGGGGCGUCGGGCUCUUCAUUGGUGUGGAUUUGAUCAAAGAUGAGGCCACAAGGACGCCAGCCACCGAAGAAGCUGACUACUUGGUAUCCAGGUUGAAGGAGAACUACAUUUUGCUGAGCACUGAUGGCCCUGGGAGAAAUGUCCUGAAGUUUAAGCCCCCAAUGUGCUUCAGCUUGGACAAUGCACAACACGUGGUAGCAAAGCUGGAUGCCAUCCUAACUGAAAUGGAAAGAAAGGUGAGAAGUUGUGAGACACUAAGACCCCGGCCCCGUGGCAGCCCUGCUGAGUCAUGUCCUUCACUAGGGAAAAAAAUGAAGCAUCCCACUGAAAUGUAUAGUGAUGACCCUGACUUCCAACUUACAGAGGAAGAAAGUCACUGAGGCUCAGGGCAGGGCUUGCCUGAGGCCAUACUGCUAGCCCCAUCCCUACCCCAACCACUGCUCAGUAGUUGGGAUGGGCCAAAAGCCUAUGUCUAUGUCCCCUCAGGGCACAGAGUCAAUUUCUGCUUUGCUCAAAAACCUGCCCAUUGACAGUGGAGGAAGGGUCAAACAGACCUUCCAAUGCUCCUGCUAAAAUAAAUCAGAAGUGUAUUUUUAAAAGAAAAUCCCUAACAGAAACAAAAUUUAAAGAUAAA